UGCAUACUUUUAAUUCCCAAAAUCAGAAGUGCUAAAAAAAAAAUUUCACUGUGUCAAGUUUUUAGUUAAAAAAUUAAGUUAUUAAUUUACCCCACUUUUCUAUGUAUUACCAAAGAUGUACCUUGGUUAUUCUCUGCUAAAGGUUGGUAGUGAUUAGGGUUACUUUAUCCUGUAUUGCAACAGUAGUGUCCAUGGACUGUUUUACGUUUUGUAAAAGGAGGGAAAAAAAUAGGAGAGGUGAUAUGACUAAAUUAUAUGACUUACUGUUGGUUGGUUGGUUUGUUUUAAAUUGUAAUCUUAUAAAACCUGUUCAAUUAUAUUACCCUGUAGAGAGUUUCACCAUACUUUCCUCAGCUGCUCCAAUCAUAGAGGGUAGAAAUAUAAAUUUUCUGGUGAAUAACUCACAGUUCAGGUCUUUGAUUAGUUAGCUUAAAAUCAGGAGGCUUUAAGUACUCUUGAUAUGUUAUAAGUGUAAUGUACUGUCAGAUGAGCUUUUCAUCUGUUUUUUCCUUGUUCCAAUUUUGUGUGUAGUUGUACAUCUGAGCCUUGAGCUCACUUGAAAAGCAGGUAUGCAAGUCAGAAGGGCUUUUAUAAAAUUUGUGAUCAUAUUAGGGGAGUGUUCAUCCAUUAGCAAGGAAGCUACUACUAAAAUAAUUUACCUUUUUUUGUUGUUUUCAAGAUAUAAGAGUAUGCAAUUGAAUUUUGAUUACUUAAUUUAAAGGUUCUUCUUACUGAAAAGGAGUAUAAUGUAGGAAUGUACUUGAAGAUCAGUGAUGGGAAAAACCUCACUGUCUUCAGUGUGCUUGUGGCAGGUAUAGAGAAAAAGCCAAAAGUUGCCUUGUAGUGUGUAUGUUCUUUAGAACCUGAUGGUGUUUGAAGUCUGAAUCUCUCUUUACUUACUGAGUAUUUUGUGCAUAGUUUUUGUGCUCAUAUAGCCUGGAACCCUGAGUACAUACCAGGAAAUACCUCGAGUCAGUAUUUUAUGUACUGGUUUGAAGAAAAACUUCCAGUGAUACAGACUCUAGUGUUGAAGUAGAGUUGAUGCAAAUGGAUAUGGAGAGCAACUUCUUAAUAAUUCAUAUUAAUAGAUUUAGUAACUUUGGAGAAAAUGUAGACACUUAGGAAUUUCCAAAACGCAGGUCUUGAAAUCUGCAUUACCUUAGGAUGCCAUGUUUUUGACAUGGUCUUCCAAAAGAAUGUGUGAAUAUAUUUCAGAGAGAAUCUGAGGAAAGCAGGGGAAUGGCACCUCAUACUUCUGCAGAUUAGAAUAGGCUUCAUUAUCUGACAGUAAUGAGAACCUAAUGAUUGUCAUGCUCAGGAAUGCAGAAACUUUUCAAUUUUGAGGUAUUUUUAGUUAGUUUCCUAAUUAUGUUAAAAUACAAUAAAUUGAAAUUGUAAAUUAUAUAAGUCUUAUGAUGAUCCAGUAUAAGAAUAAAGAUUAUAUAUUUCUAAGUGAAAGAGAGACUUUUCAGGAAUGAUGCAGUUUGAUGUGGGUUUAAAAAGAAAAUCAAGUUUGAUGCUCAGCUGUUUCACUUUAUGGAAAUAAAUAAGCAGAUUAACAUUUAUUUUAGAAAAGUUAUCUGAAGUAACAUAGCCUAAUAAUUUGAAGUAAUUUUUGUGAUUAUUUUUUUAGUAAACUUUUUAAGGACAAUUCUUUGUUCACACAUGAGUUGUAUUUUGCUGUAUGUUUCCAGUAUGGUGUUUUCUAGCCUAACUCCUUAAAGGUAUUCCUUAUUUCUAUUGCAGUGCAUUUCGGCAGCAUUGUUUAUAGUGUUUGUCUUGGUAAAUGAGUAUGCCUAGCAUAAAAGUGUGAAAAAGAUCAGAAAUAAAUAAAGACAGCAUAAUCAAACUUUUUUUUUUUUGUGUACUUUUGCAAACACUGCUUUGAGAUAGCUAUAUGAUUCCAAUCUACUGAAACAUAUCUGAAAUGUUGGAAUAUCCAAACUGGCUUUGCAGAAACUGAUAUAUAUAUUUAAAACUCAUAAUUUUUCACACAUCAGUGCUGGCCACCAUAAUAAUUAAUGUACCAUUGCAUGGCCUGCUUUUCAGGUUUUCAAGAAGUAGCCUGUAAAGUGAACUUUAAGCUCUAAUUAUCUUCACUAGUAAUUUCACAUUUUUAUGUGAUUGAGAAAAGUUGCUCUUCCUCCAAGUGAAGUGUGCAAAUUUAGUUUUCAUUACACAUAUAUUUUGCAUUUCAUUGCACAUAUUUUUAUGUGCAGCAGGGGAUGUGGUUUUUGCUCGGUAAUAAUCUGGUAGUUUUUGUCCAGAGACUUGGCCUGUAUUUUGUUAACUUGCAUAAUAUUCUGAAAUGCAGAAUUUGUGAUGAAAAUUCAUAAGUUUGAAUUUCAUUCAUUCACAUUAUUCUGUGCAUUAAGAUCUCAUUCUCUUGCUGGAUUUGAUUAAUCUCAUUUUCAGUCUGUGUGUUCCAGACUGACCAUGUUUCUGCACACAUAGUCACCAGGCUUUAGGAAUACAUUGGUAGAGUUCAAAUCUGUUUAUAGUUGCAAAUAUCUGCCAGAAGAAUUUCUAGAGUUAUCUCUUGUUAGGCUGUCUAAUUCACUGUACAGGCAGAUGGCACUGGAAGAGCACACUGGUGGGAGACUUCAGUCACGCUGUAAUUGAUGCAAAAUACUAGCAAAGCUGUUGCUGUGCUGAGGGUUGUGAAGAAGUUGUGUAAUUCAUUUUAAUAUAUUCCAGAAAGGGAUGUAUGCCUGGCCUCUUCUGCUCCAGCUCUAUUAGGUGAAGACUGCAAUGAAUUCUAUACUUGCAAGCAUACGAUUGUAUUGAGAUCUGUCUAUACAGCAUUUCUAAACAUAUUGAUAUGCAAUCCAGAAUUAAGUAUGUGCGAAGAAAGUACUCUUUAAGUAUGUGCAAAGAAAGAGGAGUAUUGGGAUCAGUUUGGGUAUUUGAAUUCAGGGGGUAUUUGUUUUCUCAUGUCCUGGAUAAAAUAUGUAUAGGAGGUGUCAUAGGGUGGGUGUCAUAUGGAUGACUUGUUUAGAGACUUGCUCUCAUGAUAUGAGUGUGUUUGGUUUACUUUGAAGAGCUUCGACCUAGAAUUUUUGUCUUCUCUUGCAUGAAUGAACUGGGCUUCUGGAUAGAUGCAUGUUGUUUAUGUGCUUUACAGUUGAUUAUCAAACCUUUCUUAUAUCUUGAUGUGAAUUUUUGCAAGAAUACAACUAAUAAACUAACCAUUUUAUAGAAUUCAGAAUAUACUGAGUUAGAAGGGACCCAUCAAGGUAAUUGAGUCCAGCUCCUGGCUCUCUGCAGGACACCCCAAGAAAUCACAUCAUAUGCUUAAGAGCAUUGUCCAGCCACUUCUUGAACUCUAUCAGGCUUUGCGCUCUGACCACUUCUUUGGAGGGCCUGUUCCAGUACCCAACCACCCUCAAUGCACAAAACCUUUUCCUGGUAUCCAACCUAAAUACCCCUUGAUUCAGUUUCAUGCUGUUUCCUUAAGUUCUGGGGCUGGUCAUAAGAGUGAUGAAAUUGUUAACUGCAAAUAGUGCCUUCUGCAAGGAGGGGGGAACAUUUCUGGAAAAGUGGAAAUAAUAUCUGCUUGUGGAUGUCAGAAGCAGUUGGAGAACAUGUGGAUUUCACAGGUGGAGCUAAUGUGAUAGUUCCCAGGCUUCUGGUUCUCCACACACAAAAGCAGAGUUAAUUUUAUCAAAUGAAUCAAUGCUCUGACUUUCUUAGUUUAGGAGAUGCAUGCAAUCCUGAAGUUGUAAUUUUCACUUAUUUUGUAGGUUAAUUGAGUUACAUAUGACAAAAAGUUCUGCAAAUUGGAAAGGUGGUAAAAUCCAAUUGAUUUAGGAUUAGAAAGUCAGUGACAUGUUGAGUCUCCUUUUAAUUGAUGUGUAAAUCUCCCUUUAUCUGCACUUGUAGGAAAGUAAACAUAGUGUUUUAACCUUUGAAAAUUCAUACUCAGGAUUGUGUUCACAUUGUGUAACUGGAGGAUGGUGUUUUAGGAUUUCAUGACUCCUGAUGCAACAGGUAUGUUAAAAGUGGAAAAUAACUAGUGAACAUAUCAUAAAAUACUAGCUCUGUUUUUUUUAAGUCUUAAUAUUAAUUUAUAGCAAGUAAUUGAUUCUUAGGCUUUUGUCUAAGAAGUGUUUUGGUCAUGUUUGUUCUUUGCUGUUAGAAAGUGAAUCAGUUUAGAGACUGGAGAAACCUUUUAGUUUCUCCCCAUUGAAAGAAAGUGUUAUUUAGUUUGGUAAUUAAGAAAAUGAAAUGGAAAGAUCUGAAAGUGCUCUUAAGAUGGACUUGGGAAAUAUCAGAGGUUAUGACAAGGACACAGAACCACUCUUUGAAAUAGGUUGAUGCAGAUAGGACUAGGGUACAAUCCAAGUAAGUCAAUCUUUACUACUUCUGCUUUUUAUGGAGCAGUGUCCACCCCUCCAGCAGCAAGGUUUUACUUAAAAUUUUUCCAAGUGUUUUGAAGUUAAGAAUCCGUAGAUGUUUCACAUUACCUUUUAGUUUGCUUUGGAUAUGAUCCUUCAGCUUUUGUGUACUUGAGGACCACAGUAGUUAGGCUGGACAACAGCAAUAGGCAGUGGACUGCUUUUUGGUUAUAUUAACCAUUGUCCUUCCAUGGUUUUAAGCAUUCAAAAACUGCAUAUUUAAGAAAACAACAUUGUUUAGUUAAUAAAACUUAUUUCAGUCCAUUGCACUGUUUUUCUCGGUUUGCUUAUAUUGUGAUGCUCUGGGAGAAAAGUGAGAAGUGCGUAUAUAAGGGCUGUUUUACUUUCCCCUCAGUCCACCAAGGUUGGAAGAUUUCUUGAAAGAUUCUUAGACUCCUUCAGCUUGCCAUGCUUAGCCUGGAGCCAGGCUUGCUGCUACAGGUUGUGCUGCUAACACCACACGUAUUUGGAGGAAAUGGCUCUUGAAGUUAAAUGAGGCUGGAUAGAACACAUAAAUGAAGCAGAAACUGCUCUUCGUGUGUUAGGGCUGUAUCACCACAAGCACUGCUGAUCACCCAGAUUUGGUAACUUGUCAUAAUGAAGAAAAUUAGUCUCAAAACAAUUCGCAAGUCCUUUAACUUAAAUAAAAGUAAAGAUGAAAGUGACUUUGUAAUGGUUCAGCAGCCAUCAUUAAGUGAAUUUGGAAAAGAUGACUCCUUGUUUGGCAGCUGCUAUGGUAAAGAUUUGGCUAGCUGUGAAGUCAAUAGUGAAGAUGAAAAAGGAGGCAAAAAUAGAUCAAAAAGUGAAAGUUUAAUGGGUACGUUAAAAAGGAGGCUUUCAGCAAAACAAAAACAGAAAGGCAAAGGCAGCACACCAUCUGUAAGCUCUGCAGAUGAUGACACAUUUUCUUCUUCAUCUGCUCCAAUAACCUUCAAAGAUGUGCGAGCUCAAAGACCUCUGAGAUCCACUUCCCUCCGUAAUCACCAUUACAGCCCUACUCCGUGGCCACUUCGACCUACAAAUUCAGAAGAGACUUGCAUCAAAAUGGAAGUGAAAGUCAAGGCCUUGGUCCAUUCCUCUAAUCCAAGCCCAGCACUGAAUGGUGUUCGAAAGGACUUCCAUGACUUGCAGUCAGAAAAUGUGUUCCAGGAACAAACCAAUGCAUUGAAAAAUACGGAAUCUCAGAACGGGGACUUGCAUCUUCAUAUUGAUGAACAUGUGCCUGUAGUUAUUGGAUUAAUGCCUCAGGACUACAUUCAGUAUACUGUGCCUUUAGAUGAGGGAAUGUAUCCUUUGGAAGGAUCACGUAGUUACUGUUUGGAUAGUUCCUCACCCAUGGAAGUUUCGACAGUUUCUUCUCAAGUGGGGGGAAAUGCUUUCCAUGAAGAUGAGAGCCAAGUGGAUCAGGAUGUAGUCGUUGCACCGGAUAUCUUUGUGGACCAGACGGUGAAUGGUUUGUUGAUUGGUACCACAGGAGUCAUGUUGCAAAGCCCAAGAGUUAAUCAUAGUGAUGUCCCUCCACUCUCACCUUUGCUACCUCCAAUGCAGAAUAAUCAAAUCCAAAGGAACUUCAAUGGAUUAAAUGGCACAGAUGCCCAUGUGGCUGAAAGUAUGCGCUGCCAUUUGAAUUUUGACCCUAACACUGCCCCGGGAGUUGGAAGAGUUUAUGACUCUGUACAGAACAGUGGUCCUAUGGUUGUGACAAGCCUCACAGAAGAACUGAAAAAACUUGCAAAACAAGGAUGGUACUGGGGCCCCAUUACACGCUGGGAGGCAGAGGGAAAAUUAGCUAAUGUGCCUGAUGGCUCAUUUCUCGUCCGAGAUAGUUCUGAUGAUCGUUAUCUUUUAAGUUUGAGUUUUCGUUCCCAUGGAAAAACUCUUCACACUAGAAUUGAACACUCAAAUGGUAGGUUUAGUUUUUAUGAACAGCCAGAUGUGGAGGGACAUACGUCUAUAGUUGAUUUAAUUGAACAUUCAAUCAGGGACUCUGAAAAUGGAGCUUUCUGCUAUUCGAGAUCCCGGCUGCCAGGAUCUGCAACUUACCCAGUGAGACUGACAAAUCCAGUGUCACGGUUUAUGCAGGUGCGCUCUUUACAGUACCUGUGUCGUUUUGUAAUACGUCAGUACACCAGAAUAGACCUGAUUCAAAAACUGCCUUUGCCAAACAAAAUGAAGGAUUAUUUACAGGAAAAGCACUACUGAAAGCUUACGGGAAUCUUGCAUCUUGCACUUUGGGAACAACAACAACAAAAAGAGAUUGAAUUACAGUUUACAGACUUUCAUUAUUAUCAAAAUCUUUUGCUGCCAUAAAAAUAUUUCAUUUUUGUCUGUAAAAGAAAAGUAAUGCAUUUGCAUUUAUGUUUGUUUUGGGGGGUUUUGUGUAUUUUGGGAGGCUUUUUUUUCUUGUUUUGUUUUGUUGGAAAGAAUGAUCUCAAGUUUUAUUUUUAGAAGUGUGAAAUAGCUAUCUUUCAUCAAUGUGCAGAUUAAUCACAAUGUGAAUGAUCAAAUUCUCCUUAAUUUCCCCCAAGUCCUUUGCUGCUAUCCACUGUGAUUUUUAUGCAUUGAAAGCACAUUUCAUGUGUAUUCAACGAUAAGUAAAAGUCAAAUGAAACUUGUUGAAUGGAUUUUUUUUUUUCCUUUAAAACAACCUCUGGAAAAAAUGAUCAUGGAUAAAUAGCAUAUUGGUAUUCUAAAUUACCAAUUUUACAUCUAAGUUAAAAACUGUUUCCUAGUGUCGUAAUUAGACAUUUCUGUAGAGAUAUGCCCCAAUGUAUAGACAAAGCUGUGUGAUAAGAGCAUGGUUAUGCGGCAUAUCUUUGGGAAAAAAAGAAACCUUCCUCCUAAGCCUUGUACUGUCUGUACACUCUUGUGUUUAAGGAGGUUGGUUCAGCCUUCUUCUCGUCUCAGUGUUUUGUCCUCUAAAAAUGGCCUUUGAAAAACAGUCUAUGAAAGUUAAUGUAUAGUACCUAAAAGAAAAUUGUGGUAUUGGGGUCUUGUAAAAUAUUACCUUUUAUAAUCAUGCCAUCAGUUAAUAAAUUAACAUCUACCAGGUCCCCUCUUUCUUUCCUUUUCCCUCCUGUCUAUUUUGGCAGAGUAAGGGAAGGAAGUUUCCUGGAUUUGUGGGAAGACUCUAGGAAUUGUUAUCAUGGGAACGUAAAUUUAUAAGCCGUUUUGGGGAUGAGAUAGAACUUCUAAUAGGAUCAUUUCUACCACAUUUAUGUUCAAGCUACUUGAAAUUUUAUCAUUUCUAGAAGGUUUUUCUACCUUUUUCUUUUACUUCAGAAACUACAGUAAUACACUAAUGUCUUUUGGAUAAUUUUCCCCCUUUUUUUAUAUCCUUUGAGGAGGAAGGAACAGGACUGAUAACAUUUUAUAUGGAAGAUGUUUAAAUACAUCUCUAAAAUGCUAUUCUCCUAGCCUUUCAAAUUAUUGGGAAGAGGUGUUUGGAUAUACAGUGACCGCAGAAUAUGUUUCAGUUUGCUGUCAUGAAAUAUGUUUUGACAUAUGAAAUAUUGAAUCAAUUAAGUAAGUGUUUAUGAUAUCUGUCAAAGAUUCUGGCAUUUUGAAAGCUUACAGUUAUUCUAACCUUCUGUAGGGAAAAAAAGACUUUCAGUGGGGAGUACAGGUUCUACACUGUAAUAUUUUCAUCAUGCAAGGUUAAUCCAUGGCAUUUUCCUGUUCUAUUUUAGUUUGGUUUUCUUUUCUCCAGUUUUUUAAUCACUUUUAUGAGUUACUUGCUACAGGGGUAGUAGCUGGCUUAGGAGGGACACCUGCCUCUGCCUUGCUGAGAGGCUUUGCUUUGCAUGCCUCUGCCCCUCUGUUUUGUCUUUCAAAAUGUCAUAUUCCCCAUCUCUGGUAGAAGUGGCUAAUGAGUAAAGAUCACCUUAGGAAAAAAGUCCAUCUUUGAUACAUCUUUCUUAUUUGGGUCAUUUUCUUCUUAUUAUUUAAUCUAGCAUUUCUGUCCCCUAAAAUGAGUCUUUAGGAGUGAAUACAGUAUUGCUGCAAGGUGGUGCAGUAGCACUACAUCUUGGGUUGCCUGAAUUGAUAGACAAAAUUUAUAUUUUUUUAAUUUAUUUUUUGACCAUAAUGUUUAACUAAAAAAUAAAAAAAAGAAAAUCAAAGGUAGAUAAAGACUGCCUUUGCUUUUAAGGGAGGGAGAAUAAGGAUUUCCUCUUUAGUCUGAUAAAGUUUUAAACUUUAAAAAGAAAAUAAUCUAGAGCAGUCUAUACAUGUGAUUUGUUGGCUCUGCCAUGGAAAUAUAUGUAUGAAAGGGAGUAUUCUGUUUUCUUUUUUUUUCUCUACUGACUUCUCUCCCUACCCAGUCAUAUCCCAUUCCCCCUCCCCUGAAUCAGGAUCACUAACUUUAUUCAAAAAGGCACAAUAACCUAUUGUAUGGUACAGUGUUCUGAUUCUGUCUGUGGAGAGGAAAAAGAAAAUCAUUUUUAUGGAUUUCGGAUGCAUACUUUUGGAAGAAAACCUCUGGCAUUUUCUUCACUUUAAAAAUUCUUUCCCCAUACUAGAGGGCCUAUGCAUUCUACAGAAUCUUUGAAAGAUUAUAGUAUAUAAAAUAUUUUCAUUGCCAUUUAAUACCACUAUUGAAUACAUUAAACAUAUGUUUAUAUUAUACCACAUGCAUUAAUUUAGCAGUCAUUGCAUUGAAACCUAAAUAUUUGAAGCUAUAAUAUGCUGGUCUUAUUGUGGAAUUGAAAAACGUGCAAGAACACACAUGAUAAAAUUCUUGCCCAUACCUUUAUAAAUUUCAGUUGUUCACUCAUAAAUGAUGCUUUUUAAAAUAAAAAAAAAUGUUUUAAAGCAGCUAUCCUGUUUUUGAAUUGCCUUCCUUGCUGUGUUGUUCAUCUGUGAACUUAAUCAGGUCAAGUUAACUUUGUCAUUUCCUCUGCCAUAAAGCUACCACAAAAGGAACACUUAAAAGUGGUUGAGGUCUAGGAUGUAAGAACCAUAGAGCAUUUGCUUCCAAAUAGAAAAUAGUGGUGAUAUUUCUACUAAGCUCCAAAUGCUUUAAAUCAGUAGUAAGUAGACACAGAUACUUAUUUUUACAGGUCUCUUUAAUCAGAACCUCACAGUACUUUUUCAUACUGAGGUGUCUGGCCAGCCAGGAGAAUGAACUUAGAAAAAAUACUUUGAAAAUAUUAAAGAUACUUACAAUUUCUUAUUAUAAAGAUUAAUAUAAAAGAAACACAUUAGCAUUUAGUUAUGAGUCAAUUUAGAAGCACUCAGAAUAACCACAAAACUUGUGUUGACUUCUGCUUCGUGAAAAUUAGAGGAACAAAGUGUCUUUGACAAAUAAAAGAAAGAUGAUGGAGGACAUUUUGGAGACCUUUGGAAGUAAAUACACUAGGAACAAAAGCUAACAGACUAUGGCUCUUAUAGAGUAGAAAUAUGGCUAUUUAUUCAGCACAACAGUUUAAGGAUUUAAAAGGUAUGCUUUUUAUGCAAUUGAAUUGAGGAAAAAUAGUUUUGAAAAUGAAACUUUAAAAUAAAACUCCUUUCAGUAUCUGAAAUUAUUGACAUUACUGAUAACUUUACCAAUUUGAAGAGUAAAACAACACCUUGUAUUUGGAAAUAAUAAAUCUGCACACACAAAAUUUCCUCUGUUUUUUUUUAAGUUUUGUUUUGUAAGCCAGUGUUAUAAACAACUGAAAGUGAUUUGUAUACUUUGAUCUGUUUGAAGGAUAUAGCACUUAUCCUGCUGUUGACAUAGUGAAUGCCAUCUUUUAUCAAAAUUUAAUUCUGUCAGAAGGAUCAGAAAUGCAAUUAUUAAUUAAACUUUUUGUUCUCAGAUGAGCUGACUUUGCAUUUUGUUAAAGCCAAUUUCUUUCUGUGAAUAUUGACUUCUGGGCUAAGUAAAAUCUGUGCAGUUUUUGUUUUGAUGCAUUUCAUCUGUCUGAAUAUUGGAAUUAUAUAUUUAAAAUGGCAUACCAGCAAUAUAUGGGCUAUGAUGAGAAGUAUUUCUCUGUUACUGAACUUUCAAAUUCUGAGCUAAGCUAUAGAUGAAUUAAUGAUUGCCAAUUUAACUUCUUUAAAUCUUUCUAUGACUGCAAAGAAGAAAAAUUACAGGCAUUCUUUAUAAAUAACAAAUGGCCUAGAUGGUAGUUCAUAAUGUGAAAAAUAUGACAUUGUUGUAUCUGGAAAGUGAUCUAAAUUCUACACAGAUAAUGAAAAAUUCGAAAUGAAUUUUUUAUGAAUACCUGUUGGGUUAAAGAAUUUUUAUAGUGAUGAUGGAGUGCCAUGAAGUUAAUACUUGCAAUUCAGAUUGCUGUGGUUUACACUUUUCUCUGUUUCAGACCUGGUGUGCACUGUUUGUACUAAGCGCGCCACAGAGUGAAUUAUCCAAAGUCCAUUGAUUUUAAUGUGUUUUGAUUUGUAAACAAAAUUAUAGUAAUUUCUUGCACAUUUUUGAAAAAUAAUUGUAUAAGGAAUUAUGUAUCUGCUUCUGGAUACAGUGUGUAAAUAAAAAUUUCAUUCACAAAAA
Messenger RNA from Taeniopygia guttata (zebra finch), 10890 nucleotides. The record is from RefSeq and is a predicted model, not a curated record. Lineage: Eukaryota; Metazoa; Chordata; Aves; Passeriformes; Estrildidae.